Caenorhabditis elegans is the source of this 1262-nucleotide messenger RNA. It is a transcript of the gene tor-2, whose product is annotated as Torsin. Gene Ontology annotation, molecular function: ATP binding; ATP hydrolysis activity. The transcript is spliced from 3 exons. Bases 282 to 1214 code for a protein of 310 amino acids. The record is from RefSeq and is marked reviewed. Gene Ontology annotation, cellular component: endoplasmic reticulum lumen; cytoplasm; endoplasmic reticulum. Lineage: Eukaryota; Metazoa; Nematoda; Chromadorea; Rhabditida; Rhabditidae.
UUCUAUUGAAAUUUAAAUUCUAUGUUCAAUGUUUCUUUAUCUUCAAAUUUCGUUAUCAGUGCAUCAAUCUAUUUUUCGGUGUGAUUUCUCAUGGAUAUUUUGAUGUUAGCAAGAAUACGCAGAUAACAAGCGACAUCUUCUGUUCCAUUUCAUUUUCCUUUACUUCUCACUUGUCAAAUAUUUUGUUUUAUUCUGAAAGAAAGAUGCAAUUUUUUAAAUAUAUUAUUUUCGUUAUCAUUCUUAAUCAAUUAGUCGUCGAUGUCCACAGCUUAUCAAUGCCAAUGUUUUUAAAAUGUUUAUUUUACACUUGCUGCGGUGAAACGGAUAUAUUCAAUUAUCAUGCGUUAUACAAAGAUUUCGAUAAUAAAAUUUUCGGGCAGCACUUGAUGGCAGAAUCUGUAGUUCAUUCAAUCAAAUCUCAUUGGCACAAUGAGCAUUCUCAGAAGCCGCUAGUUCUCUCAUUUCACGGCGGAACCGGCACUGGAAAGAAUUAUGUGACUGAAAUUAUUGUGAACAAUACUUAUCGAAGUGGAAUGCACAGCCCAUUUGUGAAUUAUUUCGUUGCAACAAAUAAUUUUCCGAAUAAAAAGUAUAUUGAGGAUUAUAAAUUGGAACUGAAAGAUCAACUUAUAAGAUCGGCCCGAAGAUGUCAGCGAUCUAUUUUUAUAUUUGAUGAGACGGAUAAGCUACAAAGUGAAUUGAUUCAAGUGAUCAAACCAUUUCUUGAUUAUUAUCCGGCGGUCUUUGGAGUGGACUUUCGGAAAACUAUCUUCAUUUUUCUAAGCAACAAAGGGAGCAAAGAAAUUGCUAAUAUCGCAUUAGAACAUCAUGAAAAUGGUAAAAUAAGAUCACAACUCGAGUUGAAGCAUUUUGAACGAACACUGAUGCUUUCUGCAUUCAAUGAAGAAGGUGGUCUUCGUAACACUGAUAUGAUCUCUAAUCAACUUAUUGAUCAUUUUAUACCAUUUCUUCCCUUAUCUAAGUUCUACGUUUCCCAGUGCAUUCAAGUACAUCUUCGAAAACGCGGAAGACAUGAUUUGGCAAAGGAUGGAGAAUUCAUGCAAAGAGUUCUUGAUUCUCUUGAAUUUUUCCCUGAAUCUAGCAAAAUAUUUUCCUCGUCAGGAUGUAAACGUGUGAAUGCAAAGACUGAUCUCGAAAUUUCCAAGAUGGGAUUCUCACUCAAUUCGAAGAAAGAGUUUAAUGAUGAGUUGUGAAAGUAUUUUCUCCUGUUUCAAGAUGUUGAUAAAUUUGUGUUCAAUAUU